CUUUAAUGUAAUCAUGUUUGGGGUGACAGUCAGACAAGUUUUUAUUCUCCACCACACCAGAGAGUUUGGGCAGAAUAACCUUGACAAAUUCAAGAAAGACAUUUGCUCCCUGGCUGGAGUCAUGACUCUGCUCGGUAUUACCUGGGGCCUGGUCCUUUUUUCAUUCAGUCCCCUGACCACUCCUGCCCUCUACCUCUUCUGCAUCUUGAACUCCCUGCAAGGUUUCUUCAUCUUCCUUUGGUUUGUGAUGUCACUGAGAAAGGCUAAAACCUCGACUACUAAGAUGAGCAGUGAAACACGCAGCACUAACGGCUAGUUUAAACACUAGUAGCAACAACUUAAUAAGAGUCUGUGUGUGUCGGUAUAAUUCAUAUUGUAAUACAGUGACAACAUGAUUAUGUCCUCUUUAAAUCAUGAUGUUUAUUUAUACAACACCACAUACAACAGUUUAUUUAUACAAGGCAGGUGCGCGAGAGUGAAUAUUAAUGUUAUGUUUGAAACUUUAUUGAUGAAAUACCUAAAAUCUUUGUGGUGAGGAAUUAAUCUCUCCUAAGAGCAACUUAGAGGAUGUGUUCCCUUUGCAUUGUAAGCUUUUCUAUAUAGCUUAUAACUAUAUGGUUUAUAAUUUAUGUCUCCCAUAUUUCCAACA
Maylandia zebra (zebra mbuna) is the source of this 649-nucleotide messenger RNA. The record is from RefSeq and is a predicted model, not a curated record. NCBI's taxonomy places the organism in Eukaryota, Metazoa, Chordata, Actinopteri, Cichliformes, Cichlidae.